GCCAAAACCUCAACUAACUACCGCGGUAAAGUUGUUCUCGUCAUUUGCCCUCGUUGUGCUCUCUUGGUGAGCCUUGGCGGGUCAGUCGUGGGCCGUGGUUGCCCCGACGACGGCCAAUCAAAGCGAGCGCUGCCCGAAUGAGAAGCGAGCAUCUUCACAUGAACGACCAUCUUCAAGGGCGAAGAACUUGGUUUUCUUUACAAGAAGAGACAAUGCCAGAAUACUCGAAUACGGUUUAGGAGGACAACCGAAUGAGGAUACCAACACCAUGGCGAGAACGACAACAAUACGCAAAUAUGGGAGGAACACACGGAAGCAGACGGCCGAGCUCCUUUUCGCCCAACUGCCCACCACUCCUGUGAAGCCUGAGCGCCAAGUCACACCUCCUAUCGUGUCUGAGGGGCAGCCGGUGGCGACCCCAAUGUUGGAGUCACAGAAGGGGUCAGCGCUAGGAGCUGUCGAACUUCGAAAACCGGGUCGGGAGGCCGGGAGCCCCCCAUCUGAUGAAAUGAUGCAUCAGCUCGUCCAGCAAUUCGAUUCGACCAGAUUAGACGACGUUUCGACAUCGGACGCUAAAACGGACUCGCGCGGAUCAGACCAUCUCUCACCCUUGGACUCACCAAGGAACGCCAAGGAUGAGGCUGUCAACGUCGAGAGUCCGCCACGAGUCGAGCAUGUCGACGAUGGGUUCGAGGAGCUAGGCCGGGAGGAGUAUGAGGUGUCAUACUGCGACGACCUCCGCGUCCUCACCUGGGCUGACGUUUGUGCUGCUGGCGACCGGGUGGAGAAGAUUGCCGAGGCUUCCUUCGCCGAGGUUUAUCGCAUCACCAACGCCCACGGCACCUCCAUCAUCAAGGUCGUCCGGCUCGAGUCGCCCAUCAAGCAGCAGACGAAAGCCCAGGUGAGGUCCGGCCUGGUAGACGAGGAGCCUCAUUCGGAAGAGGACAUGCAGGGCGAGCUGCGGAUAUCUGAGUGGUUGGCCGACAUCCCGGGCUUCGUGGUGUACAAGGAAAAGUACGUCGUCGAGGGGAAGGCACCAAAGGCCCUGCUCGAGACGCACCAAGCCUUCCACCGCCGGAUGAAGCGCAGUGACCCGGACCGCCUGCAGUUCUAUCCCUCGCCGAGCCGAUACCUAGACGACACCCGGUUCCUGGUCGUGGAGCUCGGCGAUGCGGGCACGGCACUGGAGGACUUCGAGUUGACAUCGAUCAACCAGGUGUGGGACAUAUUUCUGCACACGGCGCUUGCGCUAGCACGGGCGGAGGACCUGAUCCAAUUUGAGCACCGCGACCUCCACGAGGGCAACCUCUGCAUCCGUCAAACCCGUCAACCAACCGCCAGACGGAUCAGCACCAGCCCGCAGCAAUUCGGCUUCUCCGGCCUAGACGUCACCAUCCUCGACUACGGCCUCUGCCGCGCCAGCGACCCAGACUCCUCCUGCCUCCCCGACACCUCAACAACAACCACCACCACCAGCACACCCCCACCCACGGCAGUCGCCUACGACCUCGAAAAAGACCUCACCCUCUUCCAAUCGACCCACGCCCCGCAAUGCGCCGUCUACCGCCAAAUGCGCGCCUUCCUCAUCCACAACGACCGCUUCCCACCACCAGAAGAAGACCCAUCACCCACCACCACCCCAUACCCAACCACCCCCUACCCCCCUUCCUCCCUAACCAACAAACCCAUCUCCUGGACCGGCUACUUCCCCUACACCAACGUCCUCUGGCUGGCCUACUUAUACGCCUACCUGGUGGGCCACUUCCGCGGGGACGCGGCCGCGCUGAGGGGGUUCCGCCGCCAGACGCGCGAGCUGCGCGCCCACUUGGACCCGGCGGCGCCCCGGGGGGUGCUGAGUUUUCCGAGCGCCGGGGAGGUGGUGCGGUUUGCGGUGGAGGCGGGCCACUCUCCCAACGUCCGCAUCCUCACUCACGGAUAUCGAGCGACUUCCGUAGCUGGCCAUGUUGCCCAGCGGAACACGCGGAGGGUGAGAAAGAGAGAGAGGAGGGGGAAGCACCAGUCACGGGUCAGGGAGGACACAAAGGGGGGAGAGAGGACGGGAGAGGCUAGGGAAGACGCGGAAGAGGAAGAGAGAACGACAGGGAACGCGAGGACGCGAAAGGGGCAGGCGACAAGCGAGGAGGCGAGGUGAGGAAUGCGAUGGCAACCCGGUGAGAGACGUCAGGUGCUAGGUUUAAGUCCGAGGGAUGUCCUGUUUAAGCUGGAGGUGGUGGGAUGACCGAGGGUGAGAAAGUCCUCGCAGGAGGAAGCUAACGAGAUGGUAUUAUGCAUUACUGGCCUGAUAAUGGAUGCGGUUGAGCGGCCCAGUCGAGAAGGAGGUAGUGUUUCCUCUACGCGAAGGCAGAGAUUGGGAAUUUACGAUCGGUGCGUGCGUCGAUACCCACAAUUGUCAAUUAUAGCAGGAUAGGAAAGUUGAGCGAUAUAUAAUCUGGAUUUUCCCCCCAGGUCGUUGAUGUUGCUCUGGCGCGAAAGCAAUGUAACCGGUUGAUCACCCAGAAGCCUUCCAUGAGUGGUUCGGAACGGGUCCGAUAUUAGGGAAAAUGCAGACG
This is a messenger RNA of Chaetomium fimeti, 2570 nucleotides long. RefSeq lists its product as uncharacterized. Bases 269 to 2152 code for a protein of 627 amino acids. The transcript has 4 exons. Gene Ontology annotation, biological process: protein phosphorylation; intracellular signal transduction; mitotic cell cycle. The record is from RefSeq and is a predicted model, not a curated record. Gene Ontology annotation, cellular component: cytoplasm; nucleus. Gene Ontology annotation, molecular function: ATP binding; histone H3T3 kinase activity. Lineage: Eukaryota; Fungi; Ascomycota; Sordariomycetes; Sordariales; Chaetomiaceae.